This is a messenger RNA of Haliotis rufescens (red abalone), 1800 nucleotides long. Its product is annotated as filaggrin-2-like. The transcript is spliced from 2 exons. NCBI's taxonomy places the organism in Eukaryota, Metazoa, Mollusca, Gastropoda, Lepetellida, Haliotidae. Bases 1 to 1800 code for a protein of 599 amino acids. The record is from RefSeq and is a predicted model, not a curated record.
AUGGAUCAGAAGGCGGGCGGACACACCAAAUACAAGGACAACGAGCUGGAGGGCGGGCACACCACAUACAAGGACAGCGGGCGGGCACACUCAAACACAGGGACAGGGGACAGGCACACCAAACACAAGGACAGGCGGGCGGGCACACCACAUACAAAGACAGCGGACGGACACACCAAACAUGAGGAUGGCAGACCACAUACAAGGACGGGAACACCAAACACAAAGACAGCGGACGGACACACCAAACAUGAGGAUGGCAGACAGGCACACCACAUACAAGGACAGGGGACAGGUACACCAAACACAGGGACAGGGGACAGGCAGACCACAUACAAGGACAGCGGGCGGGCACACCAAACACAGGGACAGGGAACAGGCACACCAAACACAGGGACAGGGGACAGGCACACCAAACACAGGGACAGGGGACAGGUACACCAAACACAAGGACAGGGGGCAGGCACACCAAACACAGGGACAGGGGACAGGCACACCAAACACAGGGACAGGGGACAGGCACACCACAUACAAGGACAGGGGGCAGGCACACCACAUACAAGGACAGGGGACAGGUACACCAAACACAGGGACAGGGGACAGGCAGACCACAUACAAGGACAGCGGGCGGGCACACCAAACACAGGGACAGGGGACAGGCACACCAAACACAAGGACAGGGGACAGGCACACCACAUACAAGGACAGCGGGCGGGCACACCAAACACAGGGACAGGGGACAGGCACACCAAACACAGGGACAGCGGGCGGGCACACCAAACACAGGGACAGAGGACAGGCACACCAAACACAGGGACAGGGGACAGGCACACCAAACACAGGGACAGGGGACAGGUACACCAAACACAAGGACAGGGGGCAGGCACACCAAACACAGGGACAGGGGACAGGCACACCAAACACAAGGACAGGGGACAGGCACACCACAUACAAGGGCAGCGGGCGGGCACACCACAUACAAGGACAGGGGACAGGUACACCAAACACAAGGACAGGGGGCAGGCACACCAAACACAGGGACAGGGGACAGACACACCAAACACAGGGACAGGGGACAGGCACACCAAACACAAGGACAGGGGGCAGGCACACCACAUACAAGGACAGGGGACAGGUACACCAAACACAGGGACAGGGGACAGGCACACCAAACACAAGGACAGGGGACAGGUACACCAAACACAAGGACAGGGGACAGGCACACCACAUACAAGGACAGCGGGCGGGCACACCAAACACAGGGACAGGGGACAGGCACACCAAACACAGGGACAGGGGACAGGCACACCAAACACAGAGACAGGGGACAGGCACACCACAUACAAGGGACAGAGGAUUGGCGGGCACACCAAACACAGGGACAGGGGACAGGCAGACCACAUACAAGGACAGCGGGCGGGCACACCAAACACAGGGGCAGGGGACAGGCACACCAAACACAGGGACAGCGGGCGGGCGCACCAAACACAGGGACAGAGGACAGGCACACCAAACACAGGGACGAGGACAGGCACACCAAACACAGGGACAGGGGACAGGCACACCACAUACAAGGACAGCGGGCGGGCACACCAAACACAGGGACAGGGGACAGGCACACCAAACACAAGGACAGGGGACAGGCACACCACAUACAAGGACAGCGGGCGGGCACACCAAACACAGGGACAGGGGACAGGCACACCAAACACAGGGACAGGUGACAGGCACACCAAACACAGGGACAGGGGACAGGCACACCACAUACAAGGGACAGAGGGUGGGCGGGCACACGAAUAA